Molecule: messenger RNA, 795 nt
Organism: Didymella exigua CBS 183.55
Lineage: Eukaryota; Fungi; Ascomycota; Dothideomycetes; Pleosporales; Didymellaceae
Product: RING/U-box
Exons: 3
Coding region: 1-795 (264 amino acids)
Source: RefSeq, a predicted model, not a curated record
AUGCCCGUGCUUAUCAGAGAAACAGGGCUGGAAGGUUUGGCGACGCUUGAAGCACGACGAUGGGACCACCAUGACAACCGAUCGAUCGUAUCACCUACAGCAUUGGCCUUCUUAGUUCCUGUGUUGGUCGUAUUCUUCUUUGCACCGUUCUUAUGCGUAUUCUGCAUUCGAAGGCGACGACGAGACAUACCGGUCAGACGAAAACGUCCAAUCAAACCACCAGCAUUAGAACGUUCGGCAGCAAGGGAACGGCUGCAGUCGGUAGCAGAGGUAUCGAACGUGAUUGGAGAUCAAAAGGCGGCAUACGUAGCCAGGCAUGACGAGCAGGUUGGCUCAGAUGACGAGUCGAUUUCUGACAAAGAAUGCGCGAUCUGCCUCUCGACAUUGCUUGCACCGUCACCACCUGAGCCUGCAAAACUGAGCAAUGAGAUCGGAGUCGAUGAAGCUGUGAUAACACCACCUAAGACAAUCGAACAGGAAGAGAUAAUGCGAUUGAAUGAAUGCGGUCACGAGUUCCAUGCGGAGUGUCUGAUCUCAUGGGUCGUGCUUCACAAGAAGAGUUGUCCGAUUUGCCGUACAAUCUACUACCACGACGAACCCGGGAAUCCAACAGAUGUCGAAGCACAAGCGGCAGCCCCAGCUCAGGAGCAGAUGACAGUAGUUGAGUCUGUUGCACCAGCUCAGCCUUCUGUAUCGAACUGGCGUUACUUUUGGGCUGGCCGUGACGAAGGACAGAACUCCACGGGACCGGGUCUUCGCUCGGGCUUGCAGCGGCUUCGAGGGCUCCGGUCCUGA